AUGCGAACGCCAAGCCUCAUAAGUAGUCCAGGAAACAGUGGUCGAUGGUUGCCUUCCCCAAGUCCUCUCUCUCAUCAAUUUGAAGCUGAGAGCUUUACUUCUAGCAGGGAUUUACGGAGUGUCAAUCAGGUUUCAAGCCGCAGAGCUAGUUUUAGCUCAAGUUUGAGUGAUGGUGAUCAUUCAUAUCGGCGUGGUGGUGUUGAACAUGCUUAUUCUUUUGUAGGAAUGCAUUGCAUCUUUGAUCAAUGCAAAUCUGCUGUUACUGUUCUGAAGUUUGGCCACAUGAGUUCUGAUCUACUUGCAUAUGGAGCAUCAGAUGGAUCCUUGACAGUUUGCAGUCUCUUGGAAGAGCCUUCUGUCCUCAAACAAUUGACAGGACACUCAAAAGAUGUCACAGAUUUUGACUUCUCGUCAAACAAUCAAUACAUCGCGUCAUCAUCACUUGAUAAGACAAUACGAGUAUGGGAGUUGUCAAGAGGUGUUUGUAUUAGAGUUAUAUAUGGAAUCUCUGCACAGUUUUGUAUCCGUUUUCACCCUGUUAAUAACAAUUUCCUCUUUGCUGGCAAUGCAAACAAGGAAGUCACGGUAACUGCACUACACCUUGUGGCCAACACUGGGAGAAUUAUUAAAAAAUUGCUAUUUGACGGUGAGGUGACAGCUAUGGACCAUGAUCACACUGGCCAAAUCAUUUUCUGUGGGGAUGGGCAGGGAACUGUAUAUUCAGUGAGCAUGGAUUCCCAUACAGGUUCACUAUCCCGGUCUCAUCGCCAUCGUACUAAUCACAAAUCCGCUGUCACAACAGUGCAGUACCGAAGCUUCUCCCUCCUGGCAUCAGGUCCUGUUCUGCUCACAUGUACUCAAGAUGGAAACAUAUGUUUCUUCAGUGUUGCGCUUCAGAUAAAAGGUUACCUGACAUUGCGUUGCUCCUACAAAUUAGCCCCACGAAUACACAGGAUCCAAGCAUCUUUUUGCCCGUUAUUAUCCUUAGAGAAAGGAGAAUACAUAGGUAAUGGUGGAUGCAUAGGUCUCUAG
This is a messenger RNA of Arabis nemorensis, 1032 nucleotides long. NCBI's taxonomy places the organism in Eukaryota, Viridiplantae, Streptophyta, Magnoliopsida, Brassicales, Brassicaceae. The record is from the annotation of a GenBank genome assembly.